AUGUCGAGUAGAGCGAGUAAGCGUGUGAGUUUCAGCCCUGAUGUCAACGAUAAACCAACGGUCUUUCUCAAACAGGGAGGCAGUAAAAGAUCAGCCGGAAAAAGGAGGAGAGUCAUCAUUGGAAUUUUCGGUUUUAGAGUACCCAGAAGUUCAAGAUUUUCACCUGGAAGCUUACUCAGGCGUCUGGGUGGUGAAGUAGCAAGAGCUCUCCGGUUUGUGUCCACCCGAAAGAGGUCUUCACGUAAAGUUUCUUCAUCUACCUUGCAAAGAUCAAGAUCAUUAGCAGACUCAAUCGAUUCUCAUAGAGCUGAAGCUAUAGAAGAUUGCAUCGAGUUCUUGAAUACUUCUUCCUCCAUGUCAAGAUCAAACUCAGUUUCUGCAAGUUCAUGCUAG
This is a messenger RNA of Mangifera indica (mango), 393 nucleotides long. RefSeq names its product josephin-like protein. The record is from RefSeq and is a predicted model, not a curated record. The coding region runs from base 1 to 393 and encodes 130 amino acids. The transcript has a single exon. Lineage: Eukaryota; Viridiplantae; Streptophyta; Magnoliopsida; Sapindales; Anacardiaceae.